GUCGCAAAAGCCAUUCCUCUCCCGAUACGGCUCGUCUGUCUCCGGCCAACACCUAUCGCACCGAUCCAACGUGCUUCCUCUGCUAGUUACCGCGUUCGUCACGGCUACUGCCACCCUAGUGGUCUCCAAAGCCUGGGAUGGAGCUCCUUCGCAGCCGGAAGCUGCCAAGACAGCCUCGGGAGCAAGAUACGCCGACGUCCCGACCAUGCUGAAGGCUGUCGACGAGGUUAAGAGGGUCGUCGGAGAGGAGUUCGUCAGUCUGGACGCCGAGGACAUUGAGAACCAUGGAUACUCGGACUGGUCCACCUCCAACACCACGGAACGGCCGGUCGCUGUCGUGAGCCCCGCCACGACUGAUGAGGUUUCCCAGAUCGCUCGCAUCUGCACCCAGUACAGAGUGCCUAUGGUGCCGUUCGGCGCCGGAUCCAGCGUGGAGGGCAACUUCUCGGCCCCGCAUUCGGGCAUCUGCAUCGACUUGUCGCGCAUGGAUCAGGUUGUCGCCGUCUACGAACAUGACAUGAACGUGACCGUCCAGGCCGGCGUCAGAUGGGUCGAUCUCAACGAGCAGCUCAAGCCCACGGGCCUGUUCCUGCCCAUGGACCCGAGUCCAACCGCCUACGUGGGGGGCAUGAUCGCCACGAACUGCAGCGGCACCAACGCCAUGAGGUACGGCACCAUGAAGGACUGGGUCGUCAAUUUGACGGUCGUGCUGCCGGACGGAACGGUGAUCAAGACGAAGCGACGUCCGCGAAAGUCGUCCGCGGGGUAUAACCUGAACGCGCUCUUCACGGGCUCGGAGGGCACGCUGGGCAUCAUCACGGAGGCCACCCUGAAGCUGGCGGUGAUCCCGCAGGAGACCAGUGUCGGCAUCGCGACCUUUCCGACGGUUGGCGAUGCCACGGCUGCCGCGUCGAAGCUGAUCCGGGCUGCUGUGCCCUUGGCGGCGCUGGAGUUCAUGGACGACGUUCAGAUGAGGAUCAUCAACCAGAACGGCGGGGCUGGCGGGAGGUACUGGGAGGAAGCUCCGACCCUGUUUCUAAAGUUCACCGGCACCACGUCUGGGAUCAAAGAGAGCAUCGAUCGAACACGGCAGGUCCUUGCCAGCAACAAAGGAGAAGAGAUGGUCUUCGCAUCAACGGCGGAGGAAGUAGACAACCUAUGGUCUGCGAGGAAGCAAGCCCUCUGGGCGAUCUUGGCGGCCAGACCGCAGGGUACUGAGAUCUGGUCGACUGAUGUCGCUGUGCCGAUUUCCCGACUUGCUGAGAUCGUUGAGAUGUCGAAAGAAGAGUCCAGUAGCCUUGGACUUUUCUCCACGGUGUUGGGACACGUCGGUGACGGCAACUUCCAUCAAGCGGUGAUGUACAAUCCCAAGAGCUCUGAACAGUACAAGGCUGUCAAAGCGUGUGUUUCGAGGAUGAUGCGACGCGCGCUAGAGAUGGAAGGCACAGUCUCUGGUGAGCAUGGUAUUGGCAUUGGCAAAAAGGACUACCUUGCGGAGGAACUAGGAGAGCCCACUGUGGAUCUAAUGAGGACGCUGAAGCGAAGUGUGGAUCCUUAUUGGCUCAUGAACCCCGGCAAGGUGUUCAAUGAGAAAUGAUACUUCUAGCUUGGGAAGCUCGAACUGAAUUGGGCUUUCACCAUUUUCAAAACCAGUGUUCGAUACAAGGAAACUCAUUCGUCCUCCACUCGCGAUAGUCACAAUGUCGACAAGCCG
This is a messenger RNA of Aspergillus homomorphus CBS 101889, 1714 nucleotides long. RefSeq names its product FAD-binding oxidoreductase. The record is from RefSeq and is a predicted model, not a curated record. Lineage: Eukaryota; Fungi; Ascomycota; Eurotiomycetes; Eurotiales; Aspergillaceae. Gene Ontology annotation, biological process: lactate catabolic process. Gene Ontology annotation, cellular component: mitochondrion. Bases 206 to 1597 code for a protein of 463 amino acids. The transcript is spliced from 7 exons. Gene Ontology annotation, molecular function: FAD binding; D-lactate dehydrogenase (NAD+) activity; D-lactate dehydrogenase (cytochrome) activity.